AUGUUACGGAAGUUACAUGUGCCAGUCAAAAACCUCCUGGCGGCCACAGUGUGCGGCGCACCAAUGUCGCUCUUCUCUUCUGUCAGGUGGGAGAGAAACAAGGGUGGUGCUCUCGCAGGUGCGGCCGACGAGAAUGAGGAAGACUUUAACAUGAUAUUUAACGAUGACUUCCAAUUUCUCGACGAGUGCUUCGGUGAGGGGGGUGCCGAUAUCUUUGACUAUAUCCCAGAACAUGAGGCUGCUCUGUUGGGCCACGAAGGCACAUCGCAUCUAAAGCCGUCUGGUGGGGACCGCCGGAUUUAA
Molecule: messenger RNA, 303 nt
Organism: Trypanosoma grayi
Lineage: Eukaryota; Euglenozoa; Kinetoplastea; Trypanosomatida; Trypanosomatidae
Exons: 1
Coding region: 1-303 (100 amino acids)
Source: RefSeq, a predicted model, not a curated record